AUGGAACUAACUCUUCAGGAUGAUGAUCCUAACUUCAAGACCCAGUCUAGGGUUCCAGAAUCAGGAGCCAGUAAUAAGAAAAGAUUGCCAACAAAAUCUUCUUUAGUUUUGCCAGAAAUAGUUGAGAAUAGUGCGAGCUAUACAAAUGUUAGUUCUGAGAAUUUAAAAGUCAGUGAUGGCAGUAUGUUGCAGGUUCCAAAGUGCCAUAAACAGGAGCGACAAAGGUCAACAGACAGUAGAGGGCUGUCCUCCAUGGCUGGAAAAUUUUCAGGAUUUAAAAAAGGGCUUCGAGAGAAUGAUAAUAUGUCAGCUGUCUCUGAAACUGCAUCAGAUAUCAGAUCAGUUGGCUUCACCAGUCAAUCAUACUACAUGCCAGUGAUUCAGUUUCAACUAUCAUCCAAAGCUUGUGAAGAAAAAGGUUGGAUCUGUCAAAAAGGUAAAGAGGAUGAAUUGGCCAAGGAAGCAGUUCUAGAAUAUUGUAUCCAAAGAUUGCAACAAGAGUUAAAACAAAUAAAAGAACAAAGGAUCCAUGAAGCAGAAAUGGGACUUAAUUCACCUGUGAUAGUGCGCUAUUAUGGAGAUUCACAUAGAGAAACUUUACUGAAGUAUCGUAAGCCUUUUGUCAAGAGUUCCUCUAACAGUUCUAUAAAGGAUGGAAAACCCUGCAUCCCUAAUAUGUCAGAUGAUGUCACAGAAAGCAGAAACCUAUUCAUGGCAUCCCAUAUGGAUGGCACAACUGUUGCCUACUACCCUUCAGGCCGGCUUGCAGUUGUAGCUUCUGCUGCAGGAUUUAGUCAUCCAGGAUUUUACACGAUUGUUUAUGAUGACGAUCCAGAUAAAAGAAUGCUUGCUGUGUUUGUACCAAGUGGGAGAGGUGUGUGCUACCAUGCAAAUGGCAAUAUAAGAUUUUUGUCAACAACCAAAGGAGGGCAUGUGGCUAAUAAAGAUGGCCGUGUGAUUCGACACUGGAAGUGGCCACAGUCUCAGAUGAAGCUGUCAACACCAGUACAAAUUCAGUUGAACCAGCAUAUGAGUUUUCGUUGUGCUGGAGAAAACCAUUGUGCCCUCAUUCUCUCGUGCCAGAAGGAGACUGCCAAAUUCUUUGUGCAUGCAGCCAUUGGGGCUACUAACCAUAAGCAUGAUGAACAAGAACAGCUACUCACGUCCUUCAAGUUUUCUUCAAAAGCAGCUAAAGAUAUCUUGCGGCUGAAUCCCCCCAAAACAAAGCUAAAAUCAAAGAAAAAAAAGGAUAAACUCACAAAACAACUGGCAGAACUAGUCAAGUCAGUGGACAGUCAAGACAAGAUUCUGUAUGAUCUUGAGUCUGACAAAGAACUGGCAAGACUUCAGAGAAAGGUUAGAAAUCUAGUUGAUGACUGGCUAGAGCAUUACAGAAUCACCAUAGGAUUGCAGUCUCCCACACUGAGGCAGAUCUCUGAUACUCCACAUAAACCACGCACAGAAACGUGGUCUGCCAAAACGGCUGACAGAAAGGAAGACAGGGGUGUUCCUGGACCAGCCCGAUCACCUUCAGCACCUUCAAAAUCAUCAAGCUUAAAAACAAGAAACAACAGCACUGAAGUUGCACCGACAAUAGCCAUCUUGAGUUCAGCACCUUCUGUAAAGUUUUCUAAGAGUGUGGAGUACUCUGAGAAAGAAGGACAAGAAGCAGAUAUUGUUUUGACAUUUUCAUCAUUUAUUGAUCAACUUUCCAAUUUGUCAGAAUCAAACAUUAGAGAUAAGUCUGGCAGCAGCAGUAGAAAGUCAGCAGUUUCACGUCAGCCAACAAAUAUCACCAUUCAAGAGAAAGAAAACAAGAUAAUGCAGCUCAGUUUGUGUCCAGUGGUUCUCAGAAAACAGCUACUGGGAGAUUCAAGUUCUCAGUGUCGCUGUAGCCGUGAUGUCAUACCAUACAUUAUGGACAUAGAAUAUGAAACAUACAUUAGUAAAGUGGCCCCAGAAAACCAGCUGCAGAUAAUUGCUGUUGUAUCAUCAAAUUACCCUGAAACGAACCUUGCAGAAACAAUGCUCAAUCAAAUAUAUGAGAAUCAGAACCGAAGUCGGACCCGGCCAUGCCUCCAAUGUCACUCUGAUACAUUCCGAUUACUGAGAUAUGACAUCAACACCGCCAUGGAAGGUUCUGAUCAUACACUGCCUUACCUGCUGAGCCAGCACAAUGUUGUACCUGGCAUGUUUCUGAUUUAUGCAGGUGGAAACUUAAUAUUUUGUGACCAUAUUUUCAAUGGCUAUGGCAAAGCAAAGAGAGAUUUUCAGAAACAAGUCAUGAAGUCAAGACUAGAUUUUCUUCGUGGAAUGAGUAUACCUCGAGACUUCAGAUUUAGUCCAUCUAGUGGCCCUCAUGGACUUCGAUCUCCUUGGGGCGGAGAAAUUGGUGGCCCUGGAGUUGACCAUUAUGGUAGCUCUGGUAGAGCAUUGGUCAACACCUUGUCCACUAGUGAACGGGAUUACCUGGCUGGUGGUGCUCAUGGAAACACUUUCAGGAAACAGGACAUGGCAAAAUUUCUGAGUCUGAGUCUGUGA
Molecule: messenger RNA, 2541 nt
Organism: Candidula unifasciata
Lineage: Eukaryota; Metazoa; Mollusca; Gastropoda; Stylommatophora; Geomitridae
Source: the annotation of a GenBank genome assembly